Molecule: messenger RNA, 3480 nt
Organism: Perognathus longimembris pacificus (Pacific pocket mouse)
Lineage: Eukaryota; Metazoa; Chordata; Mammalia; Rodentia; Heteromyidae
Gene: Mid2
Product: midline 2
Exons: 10
Coding region: 547-2844 (765 amino acids)
Molecular function (GO): protein binding; zinc ion binding
Source: RefSeq, a predicted model, not a curated record
GCCUCCAGAGGAGGGGCUGGGGGAGCUGGGAGGGGCGGGGGCGGCGGAAGGUGAGCUCGCCUAGGUGGCCCCGCGCCCCUUCUGCCGGGGCCCCUCCCAGUGCUCCCUCUGGGUGUCAGCCUCAGCCCGUUUGCCCCCACUCCAUACCUUCCCUCCCCCUUUCGAAGGGAUUGCCUUUUUUUUUUUCCUCUGCGGCGGCGGAAAUGACAGUGUGGUGCUGCCGUGGUGUCAUGGUGCUGCCUCUGGACAGAGGGGUGAAAACUCUUUAAGUUUAGCCCGAGAGACCCAGUGGUGGCAGCGUCGCAGUCACCGUGCUGUCCCCUGAGGGGCGCGCGGAUCUCGGUGGCUCCGCGGCAGCGGCGGCGGCGGCGGCGGCUGCGGCGUUGAAGGCGGGCGGCGGCCUAGAGUGGUGGUGGCGGCGGCGGCGGCGGCGGCGGCAGCGACGGCGGCCCGGGAGCUCGCUCUGGAGCCAGAGCCAGCUUGCUGCGGAGGCCGGCGAGCGCCCCGCGCUCCCAGGCGCGCGUAGGAGAUGGCUGGCACCCGGGAAUGCUAUGGGUAAAAUGCGCCCCCUCGCCGCGGCCCUGGGGCUCCAGCGUUGCCUCCCGCACACGGCUCGGCCCCGGCUCCAGCUGCUCUUCAGGUGAAAGCCCAGCCUCUGUGGUUCUUAAUGCCUCAGCAGGAUUAUUUUCACUAAAGAUGGAAACACUGGAGUCUGAAUUGACCUGUCCAAUCUGCCUUGAGUUGUUUGAAGACCCCCUUCUGCUCCCUUGUGCUCAUAGUUUGUGCUUCAGCUGUGCCCAUCGCAUCUUGGUCUCAAGCUGCAGCUCUGGUGAAUCCAUUGAACCUAUUACUGCUUUCCAGUGUCCUACAUGCCGGUAUGUUAUCUCGUUGAACCACCGGGGCUUGGAUGGCCUCAAGAGGAAUGUGACCUUGCAGAACAUUAUUGAUCGCUUCCAGAAGGCUUCGGUUAGUGGGCCCAAUUCACCAAGUGAGAGCCGUCGGGAGAGGACUUAUAGGCCCAGUUCCACCAUGUCUAGUGAGCGAAUUGCUUGCCAAUUCUGUGAGCAGGACCCACCAAGGGAUGCUGUGAAAACGUGCAUCACCUGUGAGGUCUCCUAUUGUGACCGUUGCCUGCGGGCCACUCACCCUAACAAGAAACCUUUCACCAGCCAUCGCCUGGUGGAACCAGUGCCAGACACACAUCUCCGAGGGAUCACCUGCCUGGAUCAUGAGAAUGAGAAAGUGAACAUGUACUGUGUAUCUGAUGACCAGUUGAUCUGUGCCUUAUGCAAACUGGUGGGUCGUCACCGAGACCAUCAGGUCGCCUCCCUGAAUGACCGAUUUGAGAAACUGAAGCAAACUCUGGAGAUGAACCUCACCAACCUGGUUAAGCGCAACAGUGAACUAGAAAAUCAAAUGGCCAAACUAAUACAGAUCUGCCAGCAAGUUGAGGUGAAUACUGCUAUGCACGAGGCAAAACUUAUGGAAGAAUGUGAUGAGUUGGUAGAGAUCAUCCAGCAAAGGAAGCAAAUGAUUGCUGUGAAAAUCAAAGAGACAAAGGUUAUGAAACUGAGAAAGUUGGCACAGCAGGUAGCUAAUUGUCGCCAGUGUCUUGAGAGGUCAACAGUCCUUAUCAACCAAGCUGAACAUAUCCUGAAAGAAAAUGACCAGGCACGGUUUCUACAGUCUGCAAAAAAUAUUGCCGAGAGGGUCGCUAUGGCAACUGCAUCUUCUCAAGUUCUGAUUCCAGACAUCAAUUUUAAUGAUGCCUUUGAAAACUUUGCCUUGGAUUUUUCUAGAGAAAAGAAACUGUUGGAGGGGCUAGACUACUUAACAGCCCCAAACCCACCAUCUAUCCGAGAAGAACUCUGUACAGCCUCCCAUGACACCAUUACAGUCCACUGGAUCUCGGAUGAUGAGUUCAGCAUCAGCUCCUAUGAGCUUCAGUACACCAUAUUCACUGGCCAGGCUAACUUCAUCAGUAAGUCAUGGUGUAGUUGGGGCCUGUGGCCAGAGAUAAGGAAAUGUAAGGAAGCAGUAAGCUGCUCAAGAUUGGCCGGGGCGCCACGAGGCCUGUAUAAUUCAGUGGAUAGCUGGAUGAUUGUGCCCAAUAUUAAACAGAACCAUUACACAGUACAUGGACUCCAGAGUGGAACACGCUACAUCUUCAUUGUUAAAGCCAUAAACCAAGCGGGCAGCCGGAACAGUGAACCCACCAGACUAAAAACAAACAGCCAGCCCUUUAAAUUGGAUCCCAAAAUGACUCACAAGAAGUUGAAGAUCUCCAAUGAUGGACUGCAGAUGGAGAAGGAUGAAAGCUCUCUGAAGAAAAGCCAUACCCCAGAGAGGUUUAGUGGCACAGGGUGCUAUGGGGCAGCAGGAAAUAUAUUCAUUGACAGUGGCUGCCACUAUUGGGAAGUGGUCAUGGGUUCCUCAACAUGGUAUGCAAUUGGUAUUGCCUACAAAUCAGCUCCAAAGAAUGAAUGGAUUGGCAAGAAUGCAUCCUCCUGGGUCUUCUCUCGUUGUAAUAGUAACUUCGUGGUGAGACAUAACAACAAGGAAAUGCUGGUGGAUGUGCCCCCACAGCUUAAGCGUCUUGGUGUCCUCCUGGAUUAUGACAACAACAUGCUGUCUUUCUAUGACCCAGCUAACUCUCUCCAUCUUCAUACUUUUGAUGUGACCUUUAUCCUACCAGUUUGUCCAACAUUCACAAUCUGGAACAAAUCCCUAAUGAUCCUUUCUGGCUUGCCUGCCCCUGAUUUUAUUGAUUAUCCUGAGCGGCAGGAGUGCAACUGCAGGCCUCAGGAAUCUCCCUAUGUGUCUGGGAUGAAAGCUUGCCAUUAAGUUUCAAGAGAGCAGAGAAUUCACUGGCUCUACAGUUCAGCAGUCCUUUCCCUCUUAAAUUUCAGUUAGUGCUCAAUAACAUGAGACACAAAGGAAAGUUUAUUUGAAGCAUCCAAAAGAGCUAGUUACUGUAGAUUUAAUUUUUGUGCACAAAAGCUUGUAUUUGAAUUAAUAUAUUGAAUUUCUCAGAGCAAAUUAUCUGAGUAGUCUGGGUUCCAGCCACUGGAGAAGAAACUUAGACAAUGUCUCCAUUGUCACUGGAGAAUUUAAAAUUCCCAUUGAUUUCAGAGUGCAAAUGAUAUUAAAGGAAUUAGAAUAACUCUAGGUAAGUAAUAUAGAAAGAUAUUCUGAAUAAGGAGCUAGAUAGACAGAAGUGGGGAUGGUGGUCAGUCUUUCUAAUACUGGCCUAUUUGGCUUAAUAGAAUUUUGUAAUAAUUUUAUCAAAUUAUUGCAUAUUGUAUGCCACUUUUAAUGAAAAACUUACAAUCAAUAAGUUAUUGUAAGGAAAUCAUGCUUGUGUAUAUAUAAUAUAUAAAUACAUCAUUUUAUAUAUUAUAUAUGUACAAUAAAUUUCUUGAUAUGUUCACUUGGGCAAGAAAAUAAAUUGCACCAUUCAUUUUGAUCUCCUAAAAGAAA